AUGUCGUGUGGCGCGGCGCGGCAUGGCACAGUGCAGCAUGGCAUAGAGCGCCACAGCACCUCCCUGCUCACCAUAUGCCAGGCAGGCAGGCAGCCAUGCCCAAAGCCAGGCCCACCGAGAGGGAUGAGAGAUCUAGGAGUGGAGGAUGCUAUUUGUAUCAUGAAGUGUCAUGUGGAAGUGAAGGGAGAAGACAGCGAAUUCCCAUUAUCUGAUGUGUUCAAGAAGAUAGAUAAGACUGGUCAUGCAAGGUGCGUUCUGUGCCACAAAGAAAUCAAUUAUGGAAGCAAAGGGACCCAUGCUUUGUUGGCACAUUGUAAAACAGACAUCCACAAAAAGAAAGUGUGUGACCUGUUAGGAACUCACAGUAUAGCCAGCCUUCUCUCCAGUGAAGCGGGACCAUCUACAUCAGCUCCAAAACAGGGACCAGAGAACAUCAGACAGUGGUGCCAGGCAAAGCUUCCAACUCCCAUUGUGAAUCGUAUUGCAAAUUCAGAGGCCAUGGUUCUUGAAGUGUUAGCAGAGCGCUCUCUUCCCUUUUCUAAUGCACCAGUGAUAGUGGAGCUUGCUCAAACCCUUGCUAAGGACAGAGAGGCUUUGCAGGGAAUGAAGCUUUCUAGGACCGCAACAGCCUACAAGAUGGUCCAUGGACUUAGGAGGACCUACUCUGAAAGGACUUUAUCCUACUUAAGGAGUAGACAUUUUUCUUUGAACAUAGACGAGAGUACAACAAACAACAACAAAAAGGUGUUGUCCAUACUUGUAAGCUACUACCAUGAUGACUUGAAGAAAGUUCUUGUUGAGCAUCUGAGAACUUUGGAGGUAUUAAAAACUACUGCAGCCAGCUUGGAGAGAGAGCUCUGUCAUUUCUUCGAGCAGAACAACAUACCAUGGCAAAACCUGGUAAGUAUUUUGAAGGAUUCCUGUGCCAUCAUGAGAGGCAGCAAGACUUUGCUGAAGCCAUUUAUGGAGAAGCUAAAGACAGCGUUCACAACCACUGCUGCAUACACGUAUAUGCAGAAGAAGCUUCCCUUGGAUAGCCCGACCCUGAAGGCCCUGUCUGCUCUCGACCCACUUUUGAGAGGCCAUUCGAAAGGACCCAUCCAGCUGAAGAGGCUAAGUGGAAUGCUGAGCCACCUCCUUCCCACAGGCUGUGAUGUCCACCAAGAAAUACUGAAGUACAGUGUUGACCUGGCGUUACCUGCCUUCAAGGAGGGAGAUUGCUGGAGUUCCUGGAGUGUUGGGAUCAUGUUUCAGAGGGAGAAAUACCAGGCCCUCACAGCACUGGUGAAGAGUGGUCUGUCAAUUUCCCAUGGCCCCAGGGUGGAGUCAGCCUUCAGCCUGAUGAACGAGGUCAUCGACAGCAAGAGUGGUAACAUGAACGUGGAGACAUGCAAUGCCAUUCAGACGGUCAAGUAUAACCUCAUGGCUAGAGAGAAAUCGGUUGUGGACAUUUAA
Engraulis encrasicolus (European anchovy) is the source of this 1455-nucleotide messenger RNA. RefSeq lists its product as uncharacterized. The transcript has 5 exons. The record is from RefSeq and is a predicted model, not a curated record. NCBI's taxonomy places the organism in Eukaryota, Metazoa, Chordata, Actinopteri, Clupeiformes, Engraulidae. Bases 1 to 1455 code for a protein of 484 amino acids.